AUGACCGCUUUAUCGGUUUCCCCGACAGAGACAGACAGUGUCCCUGUCAAGUACGAUGAGAAGACCCCCCAUGUCCACUCUACGAACGGUGACGCAGCUCUCCAGCUGCUGGCCGAAGCCGGUCCCCUCGGCGAUAUCGAUCCACAGGCAUCUGGACGACUGGUGCGCAAGAUCGAUCUGUAUAUCAUGCCUCUGAUCUGCAUCGUCUACUUCCUACAAUAUCUCGACAAAAUCGCAAUCAGUUAUGCCAGCGUCACCGGAUUGCGCGAGUCAGCAAACCUCCAGGGUAACCAGUUCAACUGGGUAUCCAGUGUUUUCUUCUUCGGUCAGCUAGCCUUUGCUUUCCCUACCAUGCGUCUCGUGCAAGCAUUCCCCCUCGCGCGAUACGUCGCCGUCAACGUCACCGUCUGGGGCGCCAUCCUGUCGUGCAUGGCUGCGGCUGAUUCAUACGCUGGCCUGAUCGUCUGCCGGUUCCUUCUCGGUGCCGCAGAAGCUGCCGUCAUUCCUGCCUGGGUGAUCUUCACUUCACAAUGGUACCGCAAGGAGGAACAGGCCUUCCGCGUCGGUCUGUGGUUCUCCAUGUGUGGAUGGGCGCAGAUGCUCGGAGGCUACGUCGCAUACGGCGUUGCAACCCACGUUGGCCAGGAUCCUAACUCGCCCCUGCGCGGUUGGCAGGUCAUUUUCCUGAUCCUGGGUCUGUUUACCGUGGUCAUCGGUGUGCUUUUCUUCUUCAUCCUGCCCGAUUCCCCCGUCACUGCAGGCUUUUUGUCGCCUCGCGAGAAGGCAAUGCACGCGGAGCGUCUUCGUAGUAAUGGCCAGGGCAUUGGAAGCAAUGUUUUCAAGAAAGAGCAGUUCUUCGAAGCUCUCCGAGACCCGCAUACCUGGCUCUACGCUUUCUGGGUCAUGGCGGCUAAUGUGCCCAACUCCAUUGCUACGAGUUUCGGAAAUACCAUGGUUACCGGAAUGGGAUACUCGGCAACGCAGAGUCUCCUGCUCGUGACUCCCAUGGGAGCUUACGAGGUGGUGGCAUUGGUUGGUCUGACCUAUCUGGCUAUGAAGACUCAGAAGCGACUCUUCUGGUGCAUCGUUGGCCACAUCCUGGCCAUUGUCGGUGCGAUCCUCAUGGCGACAACCGAAAAGGCACCCGCUCUUGUGGGAUACUACCUCUCCGGAGGUAUUCCUAUCGGAUGGACGACCAUUCUCGGACUCACCAGUACUAAUGUGGCUGGGUCAACCAAGAAGGUCACCGUCUCUUGCAUCCAGACAAUCGCCUACACCGUCGGCAACAUCAUCUCACCCCAGACUUUCCAAGCCAGAGAUGCCCCGAAUUACCUGCCUGCCAAGAUCUCCAUCGUCAUUCUCUAUUUCCUCGUCACAGUGGAUCUGGGCCUUAUCUGGUGGGUCGCCGUCCGGGAGAAUCGCCGACGCGAUCAAGAGAAGGAGGCAUUGGGUGAUGCCUAUGUCGUUGCUGAGAACCAAGAGUUCCAGGACUUGACAGACCGCCAAAACCCGGAUUUCCGUUACGCGAUAUGA
Molecule: messenger RNA, 1533 nt
Organism: Penicillium paradoxum
Lineage: Eukaryota; Fungi; Ascomycota; Eurotiomycetes; Eurotiales; Aspergillaceae
Product: allantoate permease family MFS transporter
Exons: 1
Coding region: 1-1533 (510 amino acids)
Biological process (GO): transmembrane transport; dipeptide transport; allantoate transport
Cellular component (GO): plasma membrane
Molecular function (GO): allantoate transmembrane transporter activity; dipeptide transmembrane transporter activity
Source: RefSeq, a predicted model, not a curated record